AUGCUCCACAAUCAUCCAUGUAGUAGUUCAUGGAUGGUAUGUGAUCCAUUGACAAGGAGAUUAUCGUCAGAAGAAAAAGAGAACUUGAAGCCCGUAAUACUUCACUGUGAGUCAGCAGAUGAAGUUAUCGAAGAUCAAGUGAUAGCCGCAAGAUCUUAUAAAUAUAAUGCUCCACAGCGUCUUACACCCCUGCUAAACAUUUUGACCCCAUUCGCUAG
Molecule: messenger RNA, 218 nt
Organism: Schistosoma guineensis
Lineage: Eukaryota; Metazoa; Platyhelminthes; Trematoda; Strigeidida; Schistosomatidae
Source: the annotation of a GenBank genome assembly